AUGUAUGCCGACGACAUCCUCCUUUAUUGUAAAGGCAGUAUUAGAAACAUCAAUCUGCUUAAGGAGGUUUUCCUUGCUUAUUCUAUGGCUUCCGGGCAGCUGGUUAAUCCCAGUAAAUCCUUUGUUUAUGCGGGCGCUAUUCCUUCGACGGUCUUUCAGAGAAUUUUGGAUUUGAAUGGUUUCUCUCAAGGUUUUCUCCCUUUCACAUAUCUUGGAAUUCCUCUUUUUAAAGGUAAAGUGAAGGCGGCUUUCUUACAACCCGUGGCGGAUAAAAUUGUGUCUAAGCUUGCUGCUUGGAAGGAUCAGUGCUCUCUAUGGCUGGUAGAACUACCUUGGUUAAAUCGGUUGUUUACGGUAUGCUUUCUCACACUAUGUCCAUAUACUCCUGGCCUACUACACUUCUCAAAUAUCUGGAAAAAUGUAUUCGCAAUUUUAUCUGGACUGGCUCGGUCGAUAAAAGAAAACUUGUUCAAGUGGCUUGGAAAAAGAUCUGUAAAACUUAUUCUGAUGGUGGCUUAG
Vicia villosa (hairy vetch) is the source of this 519-nucleotide messenger RNA. RefSeq lists its product as uncharacterized. Bases 1 to 519 code for a protein of 172 amino acids. The record is from RefSeq and is a predicted model, not a curated record. Lineage: Eukaryota; Viridiplantae; Streptophyta; Magnoliopsida; Fabales; Fabaceae. The transcript has a single exon.